CUAAGACCUUCAGCUGUCGCAGCAAAAUGAAGUCGCUUUUGUUACCCAUCAUCGUUAUUUUCCUUUUGGCCGGCCAUUAUUUAGCUGAGGUUUCUUCGCAAGUCAUCCUCGAAGUACCAGGUUAUGGCGUUCUUAACGGGACCAACGAAAACUCGACUUACACCGAACGCCCGUUCUACGCGUUUCGCGGUGUCUUUUACGCAGAAAAACCCACGCCUGAGAAUCGAUUUUUGCCACCGCUUCCGAAAAUCCCCUACUCGAUGGAUGAAAUCCAGCAGACUACCAAUAAUAAUGCUGGUUGCCCUCAGCUUAAUUCAACCAACGAGGAUUGUCUUUCUCUGAAUAUCUUCACGCCACAAUUGCCAUUUGAAUCCGACAAGCUUCUUCCUGUCAUGGUUUGGGUCCAUGGAGGAGGUUUUUCUCUUGGCCAUGCCCUCGAAUAUCUACCCAACAGAUUUAUGGAACACGACAUCGUUCUAGUUCCGAUUCAGUACCGCCUCGGUCCACUUGGUUUCCUCUCAUUCGACACGGAUGAUGUUCCUGGCAAUGCCGGCAUUUUCGACCAAAUCGAAGCUUUACGUUGGGUCAACAAACACAUCCAAUACUUUGGAGGAGAUCCCAGUCAAAUCACCAUCGCAGGAGAAAGUGCUGGAAGCGCUAGUAUUACGCUUCUUCUGUUGGCACCACAAGCAAGAGGACUCUUCCAACGGGCCAUCGCCGAAAGCGGAUCUGUUUUGGCUGAAUGGGCCCUUGAUGGCGACGGAAGAGGCAAAGCAGCUUCCCUUCAAAUCUCUGAAAUGGCAGGAUGUCCAGUGGAACCUUACCAAGAUUUACUCACUUGCGUGCGCAAUAUCGAUCCCGCAGAACUGAACGAAGCAUACCGAGACUACUCAACGGCGGAAAUGUCGAAAGGUGGCCUGGGCUUCAGCGGUUCCAAUCCCAUCAUUCAAGUUGCUGGAGCACAACGGAUUAUCGAGUCGGACCCUUUUGAGUUAUACAAUUCCGGCAAUUUUGCAAAUGUUCCUACAAUGUUCGGUGCAAACAAACAAGAAGGCUCAGUGGUGUUAGGACUGUUGUACACCAGUUUCUUAGUUCCCAACAAUCUGACCGAAGACGAGGAGUAUUUGGCAAAUGAUUUGGUCCCACAACUGCUGACUACGUUGCACAUUGAUGAUCCUACUGGAGAACUGGCCGCUCAGUUGACGGAGAAAUAUUUGAGUACAGCAGUAAUGGGUAACUUCACAUCAAUGACGCCCGGCCUAAUAGACAUGUGUGGUGUGCUCUUUUUGAAAGAACCCUCGUACGAAACGACGCAAGUUGUUUCUCAAUACAACGCCGAUGCGUUUUUCUAUUCAUUUGAAUACGAAGGGAGAAAUUCGAUUUUCAACUACGUUUUCGCUGCAAAUCCACCUCCAUUUCCUUCCGGUGUCGCCCAUGCUGAUGAGUUGAUUUACCUGUACGUUAUACCAUUCCCGUCCAUUCCACCGGGUCUCAAUAAUAGUGAGACUGAACUUUCUAUGAAGAUGCUUCAAGUUUGGACGAAUUUUGUCAUUUAUGGCAAUCCAACUCCCGACGGCGUACCUCUUCUUGAUGGUAUCCCACAGUUUUUACGAUACAGCAGUGCCGUUGAAUCGUACACCGCCAUUGACGACGUUUGGCGAUCGGAGACAGACUACACACUAACUUACACCGUAACGGUCGAUGAAUUGAACCCUCCCGUCAACAAGCGCAGAGUUUCCAACAAACAAUCUGAGCGUUCCAAAUAUGUAUCAUCCAGCAAAACCAAUGAUCUUGCAUAUUGAAAAUAGUAAUUGUGUUGUUGCUUCAAAGUGGUUCACUGUAUAAGGUUACAAGCACAGUUCGUUUAAGAGCGAUUUGCCAAAGCAUACAUGAACAAUAACUAA
Molecule: messenger RNA, 1904 nt
Organism: Daphnia magna
Lineage: Eukaryota; Metazoa; Arthropoda; Branchiopoda; Diplostraca; Daphniidae
Product: cholinesterase 1
Exons: 12
Coding region: 27-1802 (591 amino acids)
Source: RefSeq, a predicted model, not a curated record